AUGAGAAGAAACUUCACCUCGGUGGCUGAAUUCAUUCUCCUGGGACUGAUGGAAUUGCAGGUCCUCUUCUUUGUGCUGUUUCUGGGCAUUUACAUGGUCACAGUGGCAGGGAAUCUUGGCAUGAUUGUCCUCAUCCGGGUCAAUGUCCGCCUCCACACACCCAUGUACUUUUUCCUCAGCCACUUAUCCUUUGUGGACCUGUGCUUCUCUUCCAACGUGACCCCCAAGAUGCUGGGGAUCUUCUUAGCAGAGAGGAAAACCAUUUCCUAUCCUGCUUGUCUGGUGCAGUGCUACUUUUUUAUUGCCUUGGUCCACGUGGAGAUCUACAUCCUGGCUGUGAUGGCCUUUGAUCGGUACAUGGCCAUCUGCAACCCUCUGCUUUAUGGCAGCAGGAUGUCCAAGGGUGUGUGCACGUCCCUCGUCAUGGUGCCUUAUGUGUAUGGAGCACUGACUGGCCUGAUGGAGACCAUGUGGACCUAUAGCCUAGUCUUCUGUGGCCCCAAUGAAAUUAACCACUUCUAUUGUGCUGACCCACCGCUGAUUAAGCUGGCUUGUUCAGACACCUACAACAAAGAGUUGUCAAUGUUUGUGGUGGCUGGUUUUAAUUUCACCUAUUCUCUCCUUAUCAUCCUCAUUUCCUACAUCUACAUAUUUCCUGCUAUCCUGAGGGUCCGUUCCACAGAAGGAAGGCGCAAAGCUCUCUCUACCUGUGGCUCUCAUCUGACAUCUGUCAUUGUAUUUUAUGCAACUCUUUUCCUCAUGUAUCUUAGACCCCCUUCAAAGGACUUUGUGGAACAGGGGAAAAUGGUUGCUGUAUUUUAUUCUACAGUAAUUCCCAUGUGGAACCCCAUGAUUUAUAGCCUUAGAAACAAAGAUGUGAAGGAAGCAUUAACCAAAGAGCUGUUAAGGAAAAAAAAAAUUUUCUUAAAAUAUAUCACUGUUAUUUUGGUCCCUAAUUGUUUUCUAGAUUUUUUCCCAUAA
Molecule: messenger RNA, 981 nt
Organism: Sus scrofa (pig)
Lineage: Eukaryota; Metazoa; Chordata; Mammalia; Artiodactyla; Suidae
Product: olfactory receptor 5M8-like
Biological process (GO): G protein-coupled receptor signaling pathway
Cellular component (GO): membrane
Molecular function (GO): G protein-coupled receptor activity; olfactory receptor activity
Source: RefSeq, a predicted model, not a curated record